AUGUGUAUAGAUUUGACGGAAUUAAUUUUAGGAGAUGGAUUGUCCAAAGCACGAAGCAUGUCAGAUCAGCCGGCGUCGUGUCCACUUUGCGGGGCGAUUUUGCGUCAAUCACGAAAUUUAAGAAGACAUUUAGAGCUUCUACACUUUGGUUUCGGUAGCAAUAACAAAUCAGGUGUCCACAUGAGACACCGAAGGGCCGAUAGAAAUACCGACCUUGUACGAUCGACGCUUGCAUCUAUUUGUCCACCCCAUAUAACAAGAACGGAUUACUCAAGAGUUGUAGAGAAUACCGAUUUGUCGACGUUAACGUCUUUAUCCAUUGCUUCGACAGCCAAUUCUAGCGCAUCGAAUGCCAGCCUUGCAGGAAGUUUGAUGGGAUCAGGUGUACUGGGAAGCGGUGAUCAAAGUGCUAACUCUACUCUGGUCUCGGUGUCAAGCUCAAGCACAGCUUGUAUUGCCUCUGCCAAUAAUGGAAUUUACUCAUCAGACGGUAGUGCCAGUAUGCUAAAUUGCUUAUUACCAUCGUUACCAUCUUUGCCUUCUCUAUCAUCUCCGCACGACGUGUUUCGACACGGUGAAAUGUUGCGAGUUGGUAUUGCGUAUCACGAUUCCUCGAGGCAACAUCCGAAGCAAUCACAGCGCACUGAUGUCACUUAACUUUCUUCAACGUACAGUGUUCUUUCGCCUUAAAUAUCAAUUCGAACUAGAAGUUAUAUUAUUAUCGCAAAGCUGACUAUGCCAAAUCUCGUCGCGUCUCAGUAAUGAAGGAUAUAUUAAAAAUUGUACAAGUAUUUAAUGUGAGAAAUGUAAAGAACAAAGAAAAACUUGGAAACUCCGUGCUUCGCUGUUAUACAUUCUUUGCUGUUGCUUUAGAAUUUUGUAAAUUAUUAUAUUUUACAGCGAUAUACGGAAGAUUAAAAUUGUACGAUAGGCGAGUCGCAGAAUUGUAUCGAUGUAUCUUUGAAAGUUUAGUACGUGAUGUUAUUUAUUUAAGAAAUAAAACUUGCAGUCGAUAUUGAA
This is a messenger RNA of Bombus terrestris (buff-tailed bumblebee), 1020 nucleotides long. RefSeq lists its product as uncharacterized. The transcript is spliced from 2 exons. Bases 1 to 657 code for a protein of 218 amino acids. The record is from RefSeq and is a predicted model, not a curated record. NCBI's taxonomy places the organism in Eukaryota, Metazoa, Arthropoda, Insecta, Hymenoptera, Apidae.